Molecule: messenger RNA, 3887 nt
Organism: Manis javanica (Malayan pangolin)
Lineage: Eukaryota; Metazoa; Chordata; Mammalia; Pholidota; Manidae
Source: RefSeq, a predicted model, not a curated record
CCCCGCAGCUUGCUCGCGGAUCGAGCCGCUCCGUGCUUGUUCCUCACUCCUCACCCACGAGGCGCGCGGCCGAGGCCUUCCUUCGGUCCGCGGGAGCCGAGGCGAGGCCGGAGGCCGGGCUCGUGCCGCUUCCGCAGGGCUUCCUCCUCCGUGUUGGUAAAAUGUGCUGCGAGAAGUGGAGCCGCGUGGCCGAAAUGUUUCUCUUCAUUGAGGACCUGGAGGAGGAUUGUAAGAUCCUCUGCCUCUGCUCCAGGGCAUUUGUGGAAGAUCGAAAAUUAUGCAAUUUAGGAUUAAAAGGCUACUUUGUCAAAGACAGUGGCAGCAAUGCAGGAGACCAUGCUACAGAAGAAGAGGAAGAUGGCUACUCCCAGGGCACUACAGAGUCACAUGACAGCAAAGGCAUGGACCUAGAUGAAAGUGAACUUGAUUCUGAGGCUGAGCUCAUGAGAAGCAUGGGACUGCCACUUCAGUUUGGUGGGGUAUCUGCACAUAAGAAUUUUGAGGUGUCUAUGAAUAGUAGAAAUAAAGUUAAAAUAAAAAAGAAAAAUAAAAAACUUCAAAAGAAGUACUUAGAUGAAAUUAUGAGAGAAUCUUGGAGACCAGAAUAUGAAGAGGAUGACUUUCUGGCUUCCGAUGAUCCAUCUUCAGUUGGCCAGUGUGAGAACACCAGAACGUGUAACCCUCAAACCAAAAGAGACACUGAAACUGAAAAUCUUCCUGCUGAAAAUACAUUAUCUCCAAAGCUAGAAAUUACGAAGAAAUGGGAAGAGUAUUGGAAUGAAUAUGGUGGAGGACUGCUGUGGCAAAGCUGGCAAGAAAAACAUUCAGAUCAAACUCUAUGUUCUGAACCUUGGAACAUUCCUGAUACAAAGGAAGAAUGGGAACAACACUAUAGCCAACUUUAUUGGUAUUAUUUGGAACAGUUCCACUAUUGGGAAGCUCAGGGUUGGACUUUUGAUGCCUCACAAACCUGUGAUACAGAUACUUGUGGGUCUAAAGUAGAAGUUGACAGUGAGAAUGAUGAAAGUUGUGUGAAAGCAGACUUAAUUUCUUUCCCAUCCCCAUCUGUUACAGUUGAUAGUGAAAGCUGUAGUUCAAGUGAUAAAGAGCAUAAUGAAAUACUUGAUGGAAUUAGUAACGUAAGUCUGAAUUCAGAGGCCAUAGAACAGAGCCAGUUGGAUUCCUCUGUGAGCUGUGAUGGGCAUCAGUGGCUAAGUGAAGUUAACAGCAGAAAAGAAUGCCCUGCUUCUGGCCAAGGAGAACCAUGUAAUGGAGGAGCCAAGGAAAGUACCUCAUCUGGGAAUAGCAGCACAAACCAACCAGCUCAGGAUUCACAGGAGUCUUCAGAAGCAAACACAGUCAAAGAAAGAGUACAUCCCAACGGUAUUGAUGGAGAUGAGAGUGAAGAAGAUCCACCUGAACAUAAGCCAAGCAAACUCAAAAGGAGUCAUGAACUGGACAUUGAUGAAAACCCAGAUUCAGACUUUGAUGACAGUGGUUCCGUUCUAGGAUUCAAGCAUGGCUCUGGACAAAAAUACGGUGGAAUUUCAAAUUUCAGUCAUCGGCGGGUAAGGUAUCUACAGAAGAAUGUGAAGUACAAGUCAAAGUUCUUGGACAUGAGAAGACAGAUAAAUAUGAAAAACAAACACAUCUUCUUUACUGAAGAGUCAGAAAAAACAUUUCUCAAGAAAAGCAAAACUUUGAGUAAGGUGGAAAAAUUCCUAAAGUGGGUAAAUGAACCAGUGGAUGAGGAAGCAUCACAGGAGUCAGUUUCUCAUGACAAUGUGCAAGACACUUGCACAAGUACUGAUUCCGAGGAACAGGAAAUGUCUGUUACAAAAGACAACAAUCCCCUGGGGACAAGCACUCCAGAACCUGAGAAGGAUCAUGUCACAUCUUCAACUGGUGAACUCGAAACAGGAAAAAAUGGAAGGGCCAGCACAGUAGCAGCCAUUACAGAUAAGGAAGAUUGUGUUACUCAGGUUACACCAGACUCUCUUCACAUAGAAACUGCAGCUGAAAUUAAAAAGAAGAAGAAGAAGAAAAACAAGAACAGAAAGGUAAUUGGUCUGCCUCCUGAAAUUGCUGCUGUUCCUGAGCUGGCAAAAUACUGGGCCCAGAGAUACAGGCUCUUCUCCCGUUUUGAUGAUGGGAUUAAAUUAGACAGAGAGGGCUGGUUUUCAGUUACACCUGAGAAGAUUGCUGAGCACAUUGCUGGCCGGGUCAGUCAGUCCUUCAAGUGUGACAUUGUAGUAGAUGCAUUUUGUGGAGUUGGAGGAAAUACCAUUCAGUUUGCCUUAACAGGAAAGAGAGUGAUUGCCAUUGAUAUUGAUCCUGUUAAGAUCGAUCUUGCUCGCAAUAAUGCAGAGGUUUAUGGAAUAGCAGACAAAAUAGAGUUCAUCUGUGGAGAUUUCUUGCUGUUGGCUUCUCAUUUAAAGGCUGAUGUUGUGUUCCUUAGCCCUCCUUGGGGAGGGCCAGACUAUGCCACUGCAGAGACCUUUGACAUUAGGACGAUGAUGACUCCUGAUGGCUUUGAAAUUUUCAGACUGUCCAAGAAGAUCACUAAUAACAUAGUUUACUUUCUUCCAAGAAAUGCUGAUAUUGACCAGGUGGCAUCCUUAGCUGGGCCUGGAGGUCAAGUGGAAAUUGAACAAAACUUUCUUAAUAAUAAAUUAAAGACAAUCACUGCUUAUUUUGGGAACCUGAUCCGAAGAUCAGCUUCUGAAUCAUGACUGUGAGAUGGUACAAGGACAAAAACAUCAUGUAGUGGUCAGAACAUUAUUCAGAUGAGACACUUGGAAUUUCUGUAUUCACUGAUGUUUUGUACCUAUAGUCUUAUAUUACCAUAAGAAAUGGAAACUGCCAGAAGAUUAAUGAAGCAUUUUGAUAUCUUUGGAUAAUUUACCUAUGUAUUUUAUACAUUAGGAUAGUAAAUGUCUGAUAUGGAAAAAGUAGGCUUUCCCCUGUGCUUAACAUCAGUGUGUGUGUGUAUGUGUGUAUGUGUUUUAAUUUUGUAUAUUUUGGUUUAACUUUGUGUUUGUGUUAAAAAAAGAACAUGGUUUUUUGUUUUAAAUGUAGAGAGAUGAGAAAACAAUGAGUUACAGUCUAUCUGCCUACUUCUGCUGAAAUAAUGUUUCAUACCUUUAUAACCUUUAGAAUAAUGUUCUACCUUUAAGGGUAGAACCGUAAACAGUACAGAAUGGUAUGAAAUGACAAGUAAAAGUUCCCCCAUCCUCUUCCCCUACCCUUUAGUUAUUUAUCUAAAGAUAACCACAGCUAGAAGUAUUUUGUAAUGCCUCUGAAAGACAGAAAGGAAUCGCAAUAUACCCUAUAUACUUCUUUCCCCUCACUGAUGCUCUGUUCAUUCAAUAACCCGCCCUUUUUCUUUUUUUACUUAUUAUAUCUUUUUUAUAAAAUAUAUAUAUGUAUUUUUUUUUUACUAGUAUAUCUUGAAGACCUUCCCAUGUCAGUACGUAUAGACAGACCUACCUCGUUGCCUUCAGUGGCCAUCUUGUAUUCCGUCUUCUGACUAUGCCAUAAGUGAUUUAAACAGCUCCCUAUUGAUGGACAACUGGACUGUUUUCCUUUGUUGAAUUAUUAGCUAUUCUGUGCUGUGAUAGGAUUGUCUGUUUCCGUCCACCCUCCCUAGCUCUGGGCAUAAUCAAACAUUGUAAUUUUUGCUAUCUCAUUUGUGAAAAAAAUGGUAUCUUUUUGUUUGUAUGUGUUUCCUUAAUUAUGAAUGAGAUUUGAACAUAUUUUUAUAUAUUUUGGUCUUUUAAAAAUAAGUUUUGUCUUUUAAACUGACCGUCCUUAUCCUUUAUCUUGCAUGGUUACCUUUUUUUUUUAAUAUGUGUGAAUCCCUUGUACAUUAAAGAGCCUUUGUCUUU